AUGCUUUUGGAAUUGGAGUCUCACUCAGCUACAGGAAAGAAAUCUCCCAGCAAGACUUAUAAGACGACUCGUUCAUCUGCUCAAUUACCAAAAAAUCCUUCUCAAUCUCUCGUUCCCUUAGGACCUUCCUCUUCUUCUAGCUCAAGCUCUAGCUCUGAUUUUUGCUCUUUAACUUUGACGUCUAAAAAAAAGAAAAAUAAUAAUAAUAAAUUACAAUAUCCACUUUCUCCGUUAUUAAUUAAAGACCCCCUUCUAAUGUAUGGAAGUACCAUGGUUCCAGGGGGAUCUUCUUCCCCAGGAUUUAAAACUUUUUCUCUAACAGAACCAACGUUCCCAAAACUUGUGUCAAAAUACAAUUCACAUAAUAGACCCCUCAAUAGACAAUACUCUGCAAAAUAUGUGGAUUUCCCACCAGUCAAAAUCGGAUUGCACUCUAAAACACAUUACCCAAGGGUUCACGGUACAGUGGGUGAUACAAUUGUGGGGCCUUCUACACAACGGGUCAAGGCUCUAGCAGCCUACCAUGCACAAUUAAACAAGGGUACAUUUUUCAAUAACCGAGCUUUAGUUGAUUUUUCCAAAAUCCCUGCGUGGUUUACAGCAAGAGAUAUUUAUUUUAACGCUUCAAAUUUGUCAAAAAGAAAGAAAAAAAUGGCUCGUAUCAAGGUUCAAGGAAUGCGGCAAAUGACGGAGAUUAACGCCGCACUUAUUGAGGCCAAAGAAAUGGAAGUGGAGGUAGAAACAAAUGAGUUUGAUUAUCAUUCGGAAGAAGAUGAAGAUGAAGAUGAAGAUGAAGAAAACGAAGAUGAUUAUGAUAAUGAAGAAGAAAAAAAAGAAAAAGAAAAAGAAUUGAGCAAUAAAGAUAAUGAAAUGAUUGUUGAAGAAGAAAAUAAAUUGAUAAAAACAGCAUCACUGGUACAAAAGAAAACUAGAGAUAGUGAGACUACAUUUCUCAGAGAGUACAAGGUGAUGAUGAUUGCAGUCCCCAAAGCUAACCAGCUCCCAUCGACACUCAAAAACGAAGUCUCGGAAGAAGUAUCUAUGAGAAAAUCUGAGGAUACAAUGCACCGAGACAAGCGGCGCAACUCAUCAUUUUCGCGAGCAUUUCUUGGAUUAACAAAGCCUGGGGUGACCAAGAAGCGGAAUGGGGGAGUUAAAAAUGGUGGAGAGAUUCAGUAUGAAGGUGAAGUUUAUGAAGUUCAAGUUGAAAGUGAUUAUAAGAAAAAAAAGGGAGGGGUGACAGCAGUAGUGACCGAAAUUGGAGACGACGAAAGCUGUGUACAACAGGAGAAAAAGAGAAAACGAAUCAGGUUUUCAGACCAAGUGGAAUACUCAUGGUUUGAGUACCUAGCAGCAGAAGAUGUGGCAGAAGUGAGAUCAAGUAUGCUGCAUAAUGGAGAGAUGCCAACAACUCCGUUUGCAAUGGCUUCUUUGACAAGGCCACGGGGGUCCUUUUCAUGGACUCUUAAGGGGAUGAUGAUGUCUCAUAGUACGAGUCUUUUAUCUGGGGGAAUUGGUAAUGGGACCAUAUUGAGUGAGACGACUGAGGGUAGUGGGGAGGAAGUUAAGCAGCCAGCCGAGCUAGCUCCAGUUCUAACAUCAUCAGCACCACAAGAAAUGUACAAACUUAGGCCGGCAUCCAAGUCAAUUACAUCACUUGUUUCUCUAUCAAAUCUACCAUUAGAAGAAGCCGUUAAUGCACUAAACUACCACGAAAACGCGCCGUCCAGUCUCCCUGUGACUAGAUUUUUGUACCCAGUGUCUUCAGCAGGAUUGCUGACGAGUGUGAAUAGCCGUGGGGAAAAACAAGUUUACUCUCACUCUUCCCCACGAGGACUUGUGAGAAGGGACACAGCGUCACUGCAUGCGGUAACACGGAUGUUGAGCAAAUCACUUGGACGAUCUGGACAGUGGAGUAGUGGGGGGAAUGAAGUUGGAAGUAGUGGGACAGUUUCUGGAAGCGCGAUGAGGUUUCGGAAAGAAGUUAUUAGGAAAAAGACACAUCAUUUUUAUAUUGCGCGAGUGUUUCGAACAAACUUUGGAGACGAGGAUGGUGGAAGGGUAACAACUGAGGAAGAAGAGGAAGAAGAGGAUGAGCUGAUGGUGAAGGGAUUACAAAAUAAAGCAGAAGGUAGUAUUAGAGGUAUUAUGAAAGUGCGCAGGGUACCUGUUGUUGCAGAACACGGGGGUCUAGGUGAUAAAAAGGCUAAUCAACAAGAAGAAGCCGUAGCAGAUGGAGCAGGCUCAGAUUAUCCAGAGUCUAUAUAUCGGUACUAUCUUGAGACAGACGGGGAGAGAACUGGUAGAGACAGUGAUGAUAAAGAUGAAGAAGAAGACCAACCAAUAGAUGGGCUGCACUGUCACCAACAACCACACCGUCAUCGUGGGCUGCGACCAUGGCGAGUUGGAAAUGGCACGGUAUCAGUAUCAUCAGCUUCUUUUAGUCCCAGUAAAAAAGUGUGGUGGCAGAGUUUCUGUGAUUCUGGUAAUGACGGUAAUGACGGCGAUGAUGGUGUUUCUGGAUUUUCAUUUGUGAAACCUCUCAGCAGUAGUAUCCAGACCAAAGAAUCUAAAAAAAAAAAUUAUUAUUUUGGGAAAAAAGGCGAUAGAAUUAAUCUUGAAGGGUACUUGAAUAACUGUUACUGUGACAAGUGUAAUGAGGCUUACUUACAAAACCAUGUGGAACCUUACGCAGAGCCCGUGCAGAUUGGUCCUUGUCGUAAGUACCGGAUAACAGCAUCCAAUAUUGUUGGGAGAAGUUCUUCUAAAUCAAUUUCUACGGGUUUAAAUUCAAAUUCAAAUUCAAAUUCAAACGAUAGUUUAAGUGCAAGUGCUUUAGGUCCACCUAAAACAGUACUAGCACCUCAGCAACAAGUCCCGGGCCGCUCACCAUCGCCUCUAUCGUUGUCUACAGGGACUGUUAGUAAUGGUAAUGGUAAUGGUAGUGGUAGUGGUGGUGGUAGUGGUGGAAUGUCACGAGGAUUGGUUGCAGGGAGUGGGAAAAGUGAGUGGGAGGGUAAGUAUUUGGAGACGAAUGCACCGCGGAUGCUAGAGUUUAUGUAUUAUAAUUGGGUAUUUUUUGGACAGAAGCCACCUGAAGAACCUCAAUUUUUGUAA
This is a messenger RNA of Magnusiomyces paraingens, 3117 nucleotides long. RefSeq lists its product as uncharacterized. Bases 1 to 3117 code for a protein of 1038 amino acids. The record is from RefSeq and is a predicted model, not a curated record. The transcript has a single exon. Lineage: Eukaryota; Fungi; Ascomycota; Dipodascomycetes; Dipodascales; Dipodascaceae.